Cannabis sativa is the source of this 1803-nucleotide messenger RNA. RefSeq names its product E3 ubiquitin-protein ligase RGLG4-like. NCBI's taxonomy places the organism in Eukaryota, Viridiplantae, Streptophyta, Magnoliopsida, Rosales, Cannabaceae. The coding region runs from base 324 to 1583 and encodes 419 amino acids. The record is from RefSeq and is a predicted model, not a curated record. The transcript has 11 exons.
UCACUCUAAAAGUUAAAACAAGAAUAAAGUAAAACACCAACCAAACAUAUUAUAUGGGACAAUCUUUAUUUAUUCUUCUUUAAUAUUAGGCUUUACCACACUCUUUACCAUAUUAUAUUUAUUGCUCACUCCAUCAUCAUCUUCGAAUCCUUACUAUUAUUCUUUUCCUCAUCUUUCUUGAAACUCCUUUGGUUCUCUCUUGUACUUUAAACUACAUAUAAUAAUAUAUAUAAACUCAUUUUUCCUUAAUUCCGAAAUCCAAAUUAAUAUUUGAUUUGUUUUAAAAAGAAAAAGAAGAAGAAGAAGAAGAAGAAGAAGAUGAUAUGGGAAACCUGUUCUCCAUACUAAGUAGAGAGAAGAAGAGUUCAUCAUCAAAUUCCAGAAGAAGCCAUAAAAGUAUUGAAAAGAGUACUAAUAAUGGAAAUAGUAUUGGUUUAGGGCGUAAGAGCUCUAAUUCUUCUAACUCUAAAGCUUAUAGCUUUUUGGGAUCAACUUCGUCCAUUAGCAAUAAAAGUAAGAAAAAAUAUGGCUUCAUUCCUGACACUUUCACUUCUCUUCCUCAGGUUACAGAAGCUCUGAGAAAAGAAGGCCUAGAAUCAUCAAAUCUCAUUCUUGGAAUUGAUUUUACCAAAAGCAAUGAAUGGACAGGGAAAGUUUCGUUUAAGAACCAAAGCCUGCACGCAAUUAGUCAUACACCAAAUCCAUAUGAAAAGGCCAUCACCAUCAUUGGAAAAACUCUGGCUCCCUUUGAUGAAGACAAUUUAAUUCCUUGUUUCGGUUUCGGUGAUGCAACUACUCAUGAUGAAGAAGUGUUUAGCUUCCACAGUGACCAUUCACCUUGCCAUGGUUUCGAAGAAGUCUUGUCCUGCUACAGAAAAAUAGUUCCCAACUUACGACUUUCGGGGCCAACUUCUUAUGGUCCGGUUGUGGAUGCGGCUGUAGACAUUGUGGAGAAAAGUGGUGGCCAAUACCAUGUAUUGGUUAUCAUUGCAGAUGGCCAGGUUACAAGAAGUAUGGACACCAGUGACAGUGAAUUGAGUCCACAGGAGAAGGAAACAAUAAGAUCUAUUGUUGAUGCAAGUUCACAUCCACUGUCAAUUAUCCUUGUUGGAGUUGGAGAUGGACCUUGGGAUGACAUGAGGAAAUUCGAUGACAAACUCCCAGCUCGCGAAUUCGAUAACUUUCAGUUUGUUAAUUUCACCGAUAUCAUGUCUAAAAAUAAAAGUCUUGAGGAGAAAGAAACAGCAUUUGCUCUAGCAGCCCUCAUGGAAGUCCCUUUCCAAUAUAAAGCAGCGUUUGAGUUUGGUAUACUUGGACGAGUGACAGGAAAGGCGAAAAAGGUUACUCCACGCCCUCCACCGGUUCCUUAUUCGCGUCCUUCACUGCCAAGAGAACCAAGCUCCUUACCGUCAGACUCGGGAGAUGAACGAAAUCAGAUGGCAUGCCCCAUUUGCUUGACUAAUGGGAAAGAUUUGGCAUUUGACUGUGGACACAUGACCUGUAGAGACUGUGGCUCAAGAGUGGCUCAAUGUCCUAUCUGCCGCAAACCGAUAAACCAUCGACUCAGGGUGUAUACUGGAUAGCCAGUGGAUGUAAGUUGUAAAUUUCAGACCCCAGUUGACAGUUUGGAUUUGUUUUAUGACUAAUAUUUGUGUGACAGUAUGUUUGUAUGUACAUUCCUAGACUUGUGUAACACACAUCAUAUAUACAUGUAUGUAUGUAUAUGUAUGUAUAAAUUUGUUGUACUGUAUCUAUUGUUACUAUUUCUAGUGUUAUUAAGUAUUUGUUAACUAUUGUUCCAAA